AAUAUGCAUCUGGCUUGCAGUACCCUGCAACUUCAGUUCCUGUGGUUCAAAAAAUUCUAACGGUCAGCUUCUUCAGGACGCUUUAUUUCUGUUUCGGUGUUGAAAUUUCGGUGCAAAUAUGGCUCAGAACGUUAAUCCCCAUUCUGCUCCAGAGCCGAGUAGCUCAAUUAAAACUAAUGAGGACAGGCUCCGUCUUUCUAAAGACAACCACGCUGUUACAAAACGGCUCCAAAAGGAAUUGAUGGUUCUCAUGAUGGGUGCAGAAAAAGGUGUAUCAGCAUUCCCAGAGGGCGAGAAUUUUUUCAAAUGGGUCGGCACAAUUACGGGCCCAGUUGGAACGGUUUACGAAGACCUCACUUACAAAUUGAGUUUAGAGUUUCCCAACAGCUACCCCUACUCCGCACCUGUAGUACGAUUUACCACAUCAUGUUUCCAUCCCAAUGUUGACACCGCUGGCAAUAUAUGCUUGGACAUUUUGAGAGAGAAAUGGUCGGCACUUUAUGAUGUCCGCACUAUUUUACUUUCCAUUCAGUCAUUACUCGGUGAGCCCAAUAUUAACAGCCCUCUAAACCCCCAAGCAUCACACAUGUGGGCAAAUCAAGUUCAAUUUAAGAAGCACCUUCAUGAAACAUACCAUAAAGAGAACAGCAAGGACAAGUAAAUUAGUGUUUUGUGUUGAAUUGAUCUAUAUAAAUUUAGGAACUGUGUGAAGUCUUUUGUCAAUACACAGAUCAUCAAAGGAAGGCACUAGAUAUAAAUUUUAUUAGAUUAGAUAUAUAUAAUUUGUAUUAUUUGGGUCUGAAUCAAUUGUAGAUAACCAUUCCAAGUUGGCAACUUUGGUUAUUUCUUAGAAAGUUGGUGUGUGAUCUAUCAGCACAAAUUUGAAAUGGAUAUUGUAUGUAAAUAGUUGCAGUUGUAAAUUUUGAUAUUGUUUGCAUGAAUUCUAGAGGAAUGUUUUAAUUCUGUUAUUUUCUCAUUCGGCGGUUUUGUAUUCAGCAUUUUGGCUUAAUUGUGUAUGAUCUUGCACCCCUACCAAUUUCAUUUCCUGUAAUAAAUCUGAACUUUGUAUUCUCUGCUAAAAUUAUUGCUACUUAAAGGGACCAUUAAAUAGAAUGGCAGUGGUGUAGUUUUAGAGCCUCUGUGUAUGCUUGCCCACUUUUGAUUUGAUUUAUAUUUUCCUUGAAACCAUUAAGUAUUUUCCAAACUUGUGGACGUUACUGUAUCCCAUAUUGCUCGUUGAAGUCUCGCCCGUAGUUGUGAAUGGGGUUAGUUAAACAUUAAUUAAUUAGACAUUAGCUUUUACCAAAGGAUGCCUGAAUGUUCUCAAUUUACAUGGUUCACAUUGUCUUCCAUUGAGCUCGAAAGAAAAUUUGUAACAGUUUGAAAAGAACGAUUUUGUGGUAUUAUACAAUACGAAAAAUCCAGUUGUGUCAAAUUUUGUGAUAGUGCUCAUUAGUAUUGGUUUUUAGAAUGCUGACUUUUGUAUUGGAGUUGAAAUGAUUCUAGUUGCAUGUAUUAUCAAUUUUUAACUUCACCUUGGGUCAGUUGUGACGCACUGCCAUUAUAUUAAAUAGAGUGAAACUCCAACUGCAGAGAACUUGAGUAGUGUGUGUUUGCAUGUAUGUGUGAAAGUAUUUGUGUGUAAAUGUGAUUGCACAUUCUGGUUUUAAAGACAAUCACUUAAGGCAUUCCUUCAUAUCCAACAAAUUUAAUAUUUAAUGUAAUUCUGGUGGCUGAAUCUGAUAUUCAUUCAUUCUGUCUUAAUUGGUAUGGAUGUCAUUUUAUACAGAGUAAUUUGAUGUAGCUUGUAGGUUUUGACAAUUUCAUUGAAGAUUUAUUGGAUCCAAAGUGGUUUAAAAAAUUAACCCAUAA
Messenger RNA from Thrips palmi, 1872 nucleotides. It is a transcript of the gene vih, whose product is annotated as ubiquitin-conjugating enzyme E2 C. The transcript has 5 exons. The record is from RefSeq and is a predicted model, not a curated record. The coding region runs from base 119 to 661 and encodes 180 amino acids. NCBI's taxonomy places the organism in Eukaryota, Metazoa, Arthropoda, Insecta, Thysanoptera, Thripidae.